Molecule: messenger RNA, 960 nt
Organism: Coprinopsis cinerea okayama7#130
Lineage: Eukaryota; Fungi; Basidiomycota; Agaricomycetes; Agaricales; Psathyrellaceae
Exons: 2
Coding region: 1-960 (319 amino acids)
Biological process (GO): ribosomal small subunit assembly; rRNA processing
Cellular component (GO): UTP-C complex; CURI complex
Molecular function (GO): nucleic acid binding
Source: RefSeq, a predicted model, not a curated record
AUGGCUGCAUCUACCUCCUUCAAGGUGAACGGAUUCACCGCUCUUCCUAUAUCCUAUUCCAAAUCUUCGACACACUAUCUAUACGCCAGAGCCCAUGCCUCCUCAAACAAAAAAGAUCCCAAGCAGCAAAACCAACUUCCAAACGGUCGAACCCUUUUCCUAGUCAAUGUCCCCCCAGAUGCGACCGAACGUGAACUCGUGAUGUUCUUCAAACAAGCAGGGACGGUGGAGAAGGUCAUCUUCGACUUUGACGUCAAAGAGCUUCGAAAGGACGAGGAGGGCACCGAUAGCGAAGCCGAUGAAGACGAAAUGGACUUGGACGGCACCGCAGACGCCGAAUCCUCAGAACACCCCCGGAAACGGCAGAAAAUCGUCAAGGACGAACCACCAAAAGUUGUAGAAUUACCUUCUCGACCACACCGGACGAUACGGAAAACGGGCCUGACGGCGUAUGUUGUCUUCCUCGACGAAUCGUCGUUGAGCCGUGCGCUAUCCCCGUCUUCAAAACCUCGACCCUGGCCGACCUCAUCUGAAGAGCCGUCGGGUCUCUCCCACUACAUUACGAUCUACGAAAACCUACGACCACCGUUAGACCUGAUCCAAGAACAUGUGGACACCUACAUGGAGCUGUUCGAGUACAAGCAGGCGAAGGAGAAGCAAAAGUCCAAGUACCUCAAGGGAGAGGCUAUCGUCGACGAGGAUGGGUUCACCUUGGUCACCAGAGGCGGAGCGUACGGCAAGACAUUGGGUGGUGGAGUUGCUGUUGCUACCAAGCAGUUCCAACGUUCUGGUGCAACUUCGCGUACAAGGCCGAAGAAGAAGAAAGAGAAGGAGGGAUUCUACGCGUUCCAGAAGGCAGAAAAGCAGAGGACAGAGUUGAUGAACUUGAAAAAGAAGUGGGAGGAGGACAAGGCGAAAGUGGAGAAACUCAAAGCUUCCCGGCGGUUCAAGCCCUACUAG